AUGCACAUUCUGAGACUGGAAGGCAACAAGGAGUCGCUGGCACUUGGAAAAGAACACUUCCGCCACGUUCAACAGGUGAACGAUCUGAAACUGGGAAACAGCCAGGAAACAGUGGCUUCGAAUACAAGUGAAGAAAGAUAUCCCGUCACAAGGAGGACUUGUUCACCAAAUGCAAGUUGCGCAACUCUGCAAGAUGAUGGCGAAGGUUCACAGCGGAAGGAGCAGGAAGUUCCGAAAAAAACCAAGAAAAAGCGAAAAAAAAGGAAGCGCGAAGCAUCGGGCAGUGGAGAAAGCGAUUCUCAACAGCUAGCUAAAGGGGAGGUGCCCAAUUGGCAGAAGCUGACUGCAGAGGACAUUGAUGAUAUGUUACCGAGUGACAGUGAUGAUGAAGUGGAGAACACGGCCGAGCAGACCGCUGAUGCCAUCGUUCACCCUUCUUCACGCAGCAUUCCUGCUUAUAACUUCUAUUUUACGAAUGAUGAUGGCGUUCAGUGUGCAACAGAUGAGCUGAAACAGUUGCACGAAAGAUUCGAAAGAGUGGUACUGGAGAGAAUUGCAAAACAGAAGAGCAGCCAGCCGAAAUCUGAUCCUCCGGAAACACCAGCUUUUCACGAUAACUGCAAAUGCGGCCAUCACUCGGACACUGAAACUGAAUCAGAGGAUGAGCAAUCCGAGGAGGGCGAGAGUGAUUCGAACAGUGGUUCGGCAGAUAACCCGGCUGAUGGUAAAGAUACCGCUCCCGAUUAUUUGGCAAUGAGCGAAACCGUGAAACAUAGUACACUUGCCAAAAGAGAGAUUUUCCGAAAAAAGAACCAUCCGGCUGCUUUGCAUCACGAUCUUUGUUUCAAUGAAGCGGGCCAGAUGAAUGAUGGACCCGAAUGCCGCUGUUCUUGGGCAGCAAAACAGUUCGGUGUGCGUCAUAGUAAAUAUGCUGGAGAAGUGGUAUUUGAUAAGUGUGAGCCGUUGACUAGUACCGUUCUACGCCGUUCAACAAAGAUUCCAUACGACAACAAAACGUAUCAGCUAGAAGGAUUUUCUCUUUUCUUUCACAAACCGCUACCAGCCAAUUUUCCGCAAAAUCCCCUGUCGAAAUGGGCCAGCGAAUACCAAAUUCAGUUUGUGCAAGCAGCCGUGCCAGAGAAUUUCACUGUAAAAGAUUUGGAACUGUUUCACGAUUAUUUAUUUACUGAAAUCAUGGAAAUGUACGAUCUGAAAAGAUAUCCGUUGGACAACACCGAUGGAUGCCCCUACUAUCAUUGCAUGCCGAGAUUUGUCUGUAACGUGUCAGUGGUGCUGAACUUCUUGAUUGAUAAUUUUCGUCAUUUCGUGACUGAAACGGAAGCAAGAACUCUGAAAAACGACAAUGCCGCGUUUGAAUAUUUUGCUGAAAGAACGCGUGGUAGUUUGGUGAUGAAUGCGAACAAGGUGAGUAAAUCGUUUAAAAUAUCUGAGAAAGAGCAGGCAAAAGGCAGAAGCAAGGUAAAACUUACAUUUUAUGUAGAGCAUCGAAAAAUUUCACUUUGA
Molecule: messenger RNA, 1524 nt
Organism: Gongylonema pulchrum
Lineage: Eukaryota; Metazoa; Nematoda; Chromadorea; Rhabditida; Gongylonematidae
Source: the annotation of a GenBank genome assembly